This is a messenger RNA of Penicillium malachiteum, 849 nucleotides long. RefSeq names its product DODA-type extradiol aromatic ring-opening family dioxygenase. NCBI's taxonomy places the organism in Eukaryota, Fungi, Ascomycota, Eurotiomycetes, Eurotiales, Aspergillaceae. The coding region runs from base 1 to 849 and encodes 282 amino acids. The record is from RefSeq and is a predicted model, not a curated record. Gene Ontology annotation, molecular function: zinc ion binding; oxidoreductase activity, acting on single donors with incorporation of molecular oxygen; ferrous iron binding. The transcript is spliced from 4 exons.
AUGGUAACCAAAACCUCAGAAUCUUGGGGCCCGUCCCCCGUGCACUUUUUCUCCCAUGGCUCAACCAUGAUGCUGGGCGAGAAGUCCGAAUCAGCAGACUAUUGGAAAAAGUGCGGCGAUGAAUCUCUGGCACAGGGGAUCAAAGGCGUGGUCAUGAUGGGUGCGCACUGGGCAUGCAAAGGGCCUGACAGAAUCGAAAUAUCCAUGAACCCCAAGCCCGUGAAGCAACCGGUUGCAUACGUUCAUCCUUCAAAGUACGUGGACUAUGAGCUGGUACCCGACCUUGAGGGUGGAGAAAUAUGCAUGGAACUCUUGGGGAACGCCGGGUUUGAAGUCUCGGCCAAUGAGACUUUGGAAUGGAUCCAUGAUAUCUUUUUGAUUCUCAUUCGCAUGUUCCCCAACAAGUGUCCGCCCACCACCAUCAUCUCAAACAACCUACGAUACGACCCGCAUCUCCAUGUACGAGCUGGGACUGCACUUCGUCAACUACGCUCUCAGGGUUACCUGUUGAUUGGUACAGGUGGUGCGGUCCACAACCUCUAUCCCCACUCCCCUGAGGAAUGGGCAAUGGACUUCAGACAGGCUGUAGAAGACGCAUUUGUUAACAACUCAGGUCCGUCUCUGCGUCGAGCCUUGACACGGCUGAUGAAACACCCUCAGUUCCGUGAUGCUCAUGCUACGGAUGAUCAUUACAUGGCAACCCUAUUCGUGGCCGGGGCUGCGGGAAGCGAGGACGACAACGGGAGCAAGGGAAGGCUGAUGGCAGAGACAUGGGAGUUGACAAAUAUGUGCAAUUCACAAUUUACUGUAGGCCACUGGCCUAGGUCAAACGAUGGUCCUAGCUCCUAA